This is a messenger RNA of Pelagomonas calceolata, 1765 nucleotides long. The record is from the annotation of a GenBank genome assembly. Lineage: Eukaryota; Pelagophyceae; Pelagomonadales; Pelagomonadaceae.
CCUACGGCGAUUUUGGCUUUGUCCUCGCUGCGCGCCCAUAGUGCUCCAUUGCGAGCUCGCCACUGCACAGGACACUUACAAGUGCUGCGCGGUUGACCGGUGCUGCAAAUCCGCCGUCGCCGACGCAACACUCGCAUCGCUGAGCUACCCAGCUAACACCAGCAAAAUGGAGGCCACGCCCGAGGACUACCUCGUGAACCAGCAGAUCAAGGACUUUGUGUUUGAUUUGCACGACGCGUCGAGACGCUCGCACAUCGCGGAGGACCUCAAGCGGCUCUACAACCUCGAAUUCAAGGACCUGAGCGACAAGUACUGCGACAAGGCGCCCUGGCCCUCGGCGCCCGCCGUUUCUUCUCAAUGUAUCGGGAAUGACGGCCAGCCCGACGCCUACUUCCUAUGUGUGUACAAGGAGCUCGUGUAUAGACACAUGUUCGCGAAGCUCAAGACGAGCUUGGACGACAAAUUAAACGCGUGGAACAACUACUGCGAAUUAUUCGAGUUUGUCUUAGCGAGCGAGGACGCGUCGCUCGAACUGACGGCGCAGUGGGUGUUUGACGUCUUGCACGAAUUUGUGUACCAGUUCCAGUCGUUUUGCCAGUUCCGCUGCCAGAACGCGGGACGGAAUUCGGAGGAACGCAUGAAGCUCGAGGCCGCGGGCGACGCCUGGGCCGCGCCGACCGUGCUCAGAUAUCUCGCUAGGUUAAGGGGCUGUGCUCCUACGGGGGGCAUGGCGGCUAAAGCACAGGCUAGAUCUCCCUUACACUUCUACUACGCGACGUUUGCUUCUGUCUGCUUGUCGAGAGCGGAGUGUUUACUGGGAGACUACGAAGCGAGUGUCCAAGCGUUGGACGGCAUCGACGUCUUCGACGAAGCCAGUGAAGUCUCGAGGAUCUUCGGGUGUCGGCUAAAUAUGUUGUACCACCUGGGCUACGCCCUCAUGAUGCUCCGGAGAUAUAGGGACGCUCUCAGAACGUUUGAUCCGGUCCUAGCGCAGCUCGCGAGAGCGGCCAAACACGGCGGCUUCAAGGCGUUUCCUGAUGAGAACCAGGUCCAGAAGUCCUACGAUCGCAUGCUCGCUCUCUACGCGUGUUGUCUGGCGCUGGCGCCGGGUCAUGUGGUCGACGACGGCGUCAUGUAUGGUAUAAGGGACAAGUACGGGGACAAGUAUCGGAUGCUCGAGAGAAAUGAUCAACCUACUUUCGAGGCCAUGCUCGCGUAUGCCUCCCCCAAGCACAUCGUGCCGUCGAUACCCGAUUAUAAUCAACCUUUGAACGCUUCCAAGGACGCCUUCCAUCAACAACUCAGAUUAUUUAAUGGCGAAGUCGCGUUUCACGCUAGGGUGGCGGAGUUGCGGUCGUACUUGAAAUUGUACUCCUCAAUUGGUAUUGAGAAACUGGCAGGAUUCCACGACGAAGAUGUUGCCGCGUUCCGUGCAAGACUAGUGGGAGCCAAGGCCAAGAUGCGCCAAGCUGAUUAUCGUAAAGUCGGUGCAGAGCUGUCCACCCCUCAAACGGCCCCCGAUUUGCACUUUUAUGUGGACGGCGACUUGAUACGCGUCGACGAGCCGCCGAAGAACGCGUCGCACGACACGUUCUUCACGCACGAGAUGCUCAAGUACGACACGUUCGUCGCGAAGGCAUUAACGCUGAAGCCGAAGCCGCCGGCGGACCCGCGCGCCGCCGCGUCGAAGAGCGAGGACCGGGACUAGAUUACUCGAGGGGCUUGGGUAAGAGGAGUCCUUCCAGUUAUUCGACCAAAAACCCGG